Sorex araneus (European shrew) is the source of this 933-nucleotide messenger RNA. Its product is annotated as olfactory receptor 6C4-like. The coding region runs from base 1 to 933 and encodes 310 amino acids. Lineage: Eukaryota; Metazoa; Chordata; Mammalia; Eulipotyphla; Soricidae. The transcript has a single exon. The record is from RefSeq and is a predicted model, not a curated record. Gene Ontology annotation, biological process: G protein-coupled receptor signaling pathway. Gene Ontology annotation, molecular function: G protein-coupled receptor activity; olfactory receptor activity. Gene Ontology annotation, cellular component: membrane.
AUGAGAAAUCAAACCUUCCUGAAAGAAUUCAUUCUUCUGGGACUAACAGACAACCCACAGAUCCAACCUGUAAUCUUUGUGUUUCUCUUAUUCACCUACAUAUGCAGCAUCCUUGGCAACCUCCUCAUCGUCAUUCUCACACUACUGGACUCCCACCUCCAGACCCCUAUGUAUUUCUUCCUCCGGAACUUCUCCUUCUUGGAAAUCUCCUUCACGUCCACUUUCACUCCUAGACUGCUGUUCAGCAUGUCAACUGGGAACAAGAGCAUCAGCUUUGCUGGCUGCCUGACUCAGUAUUUCUUUGCCAUAUUCUUUGGGGCCACAGAAUUUUACCUUCUGGCUGCCAUGUCCUACGACCGCUAUGUGGCCAUCUGCAAACCCCUGCACUACACAACCAUCAUGAGCAGCAGAGUCUGCAUCCAGCUGGUUCUCUGCUCUUGGCUAAGUGGGUUUCUGAUCAUCCUGUCCCCAAUCAUCCUCACCAGUCAGCUGAAUUUUUGUGCCUCCAACAUACUGAACCAUUAUUAUUGUGACUAUGGGCCCCUCUUUGAAAUCUCUUGUUCCGACACAAGACUCCUAGAGAUCGUUGACUUUUUCUUGGCAAUCGUGACCUUGGAUUUCACCUUACUGCUAGUGAUUAUCUCCUACACAAAAAUCAUCUGGACCAUUCUAAAGAUUCCUUCUGCUCAGCAAAGGAAAAAGGCAUUUUCCACCUGUUCUUCCCACAUGGUUGUCAUCUCCCUCUCCUAUGGGAGUUGCAUCUUCAUGUAUGUAAAACCUUCAGCCAAAGAAGGAGUCGCCUUCAACAAGGGCGUAGCUGUGCUCAACACCUCCAUUGCCCCUUUGUUAAACCCAUUCAUUUAUACUCUGAGGAAUAAACAAGUAAAGCAAGCAUUGAAGGAUGUGACCAGAAAGGUUAUUAAUAGUCAAUGA